UCACCCCUUUACGCCCCAUUUCUCAGCUGCGGCCUCGCUCACAUGGCCGUCAGGCCCGUCACUCCUCUCGACCUCGUCAAGUGCAAACCCACCGUCUCAUCCAUCUCUCUGUGUGUGAGUUUCACACACACGCACAAACUCAGUUACUGUCCUCUGCCGAUGUGAUGUCCAUCGACUUCGAUUCCGUCGUCCUCCGGCUCUGUUGGUGGUGUGUGGGAAGGGGGGUUUUUGGGUAAAAGAGAGGAGAAAGAGUUCGGUGUUCAGCGUCCGAUGAUCGGGAUGCCACCACUCUGAUCGUCCCUUGAAGAUGCAGAUUUGUUUCGAUUCAGGUAACAGAGACGAGAAAAAUGGGUUUCGAUUUUGGUAACCAUAGUCGAUUUGUCACGAUUUGGUCAUGAUAUUGUUUUCCAUUUGAUCGUGAUUUUGGGCUCUCGCUCUGAUCGUGAUAUUGUUUCGAUGUGUACUCAUUAGGUUUUGAAGAAUCAAUUGGUGAAGCCACUCCGAAUGGUUUGGAAAUUUAAUCUGGUUAGUUUUCUAGAGUGUUUAGUGCAGUAGCUGGAGAUGGAGAUGGAGUGAGUUUGAUGGUGGUGUAGCGAGAGAGAACCAGAGGAGCCGGUGACUUCGUUCGUCGUCGUCCUCGACGUUGCGCGCUACAGAGUUAAAAAAGGAGGCUGGGAAGGAAAGGACUUUAUUACCCUUUGUUGUGGAUUUUCCGUCCAUGUCUUGGAUGGAAGGCAAAGUAAACAAAAAUUAGAGAGUUUAAGGGGCAAGUAAUUGAUGGAGAAGGAAGCAAUCCCAGCAGAACUGAUAGUGGGGGAGAUCUUGUGGAGGCUCCCAGUGAAGCCUCUUGCACGUUUCAGGUCAGUCUGCAAGACCUGGAAUUCUAUAAUAUCUUCCGAUCCCAAGUUCGCUAUUCUUCAGCUCAAGAAUUCAUCAACUGUUAGAACUUGUGUAGAUCGCCAAAGAGUCAUGCUUUGGCAUCGUUUGGAUUGCUCCUCUGCUUUCUUCCUAGAAAAGAAAAACAGUAUAUUUUCUAUCGAAAAGAUCGAUACCAGCCCCAUCAAAGUUAACAAGGCUUCUUCUUCUUCUUAUUCAAUUGUGGCCUCGUGUGAUGGCUUGGUCUGCGUACGUCAACAAAUAAAAAAUGAAGUUGCCUUAGUCAGCAAUUCGAUUAUGUUCUGGAACCCAUUAACAAGAGAGACCAAGAGAGUCUCUGAUCCGCCCACCUUUCCCCCUUCAACCAACUGGUUCAACUAUGGUCUCGGUUACGAUUCUUCUACUGAUGACUACAAGUUAGUUCAGAUCAACAUUGGCUUUGAGAACAAUGAGACUGGGUUGUUUCAACAAAACAAAGUCGGCGUCUUUUCCUUGAGAACCAACUCUUGGAGGCAGAUUCAAGACUUCCCUGCUACUAAAAUUUGUUCCCUUCAACCUGGGGUAUUCAUCAAUGGAGCUCUCCAUUGGACCUGUUUUUAUAAGGAUUCGCCCGACUACCAUUUCAAGGUUGUUUCUUUCUGUCUAGAAAUGGAGAAAUAUACACUGCUGGACAUAACUGCCAUUGAUUUUCCGUUGCGCAACUUUGUUGUUGGGAUUCAGGUUCUGGGCGAUAAUUUAGCUGUAUAUUAUCCUUCCAAUGAGAACAGGUCUUAUCAUUUAUUGUUUAACAAUCUCUAUGACAAUAGUGAGUCUUGGACAGAACAUACAGUCACCCUUCCCUAUGGUGAUUUGUUCUUUCCGGUGUACCUGUUGGAGAAUGGUGAAGUCUUGUUCCAAGUGAGAAAAGGUCAAUUCGGGGUUUACUGUUUGAGGUAUGGUACAUUUGAGCGUUUACACAUCCGUGGCCUGCCCAAAACUUUCCAAGCACUGACCUUUUCCGAGUCCCUUAUUUCGCCGAAUACAUAUAAGGGGACAAAGAUUUGAUAUCAAGAGUAUGGGAACGGAGAAGAAGGAAGUUCGGCUCAUGGCAAAAAGCUAUGUUACAUGGACUCGGGUGCAAAUAUCGGAUACGGGUGCAAGUUGAAGUGUCGGACCUUCCUAAAUUUAAAUCUUAGGAUACUAGGAUAUGUGUCUCCAAAUUGGGUAUGGGUACGGGAACACGUCUUGAACACUUGUUUGUUGUAUAUUCUGUAAUUUUUUAAGAUUAUGUUAUGUUCAUUAUAUUUAGGAAUCUAUUUAAACAAGAAAUGGUUAAGAAAAAUUUGUUUUUGCUA
Molecule: messenger RNA, 2210 nt
Organism: Rhododendron vialii
Lineage: Eukaryota; Viridiplantae; Streptophyta; Magnoliopsida; Ericales; Ericaceae
Product: F-box/kelch-repeat protein At3g06240-like
Exons: 2
Coding region: 778-1920 (380 amino acids)
Molecular function (GO): protein binding
Source: RefSeq, a predicted model, not a curated record